This is a messenger RNA of Venustampulla echinocandica, 1758 nucleotides long. RefSeq lists its product as uncharacterized. The coding region runs from base 1 to 1758 and encodes 585 amino acids. The transcript has 3 exons. The record is from RefSeq and is a predicted model, not a curated record. NCBI's taxonomy places the organism in Eukaryota, Fungi, Ascomycota, Leotiomycetes, Helotiales, Pleuroascaceae. Gene Ontology annotation, biological process: cellular response to glucose starvation; protein catabolic process in the vacuole.
AUGUCUGCCUUCAUUUUCUCGGGCUCCGAGCCUAAGCACUUCUCAUCCGGGGAAACCCGAAAGUCGCUCUUCAAGAACCUCUCACCACCUGCUCGCACCCAUUCUAUAUACCCUACCGUUCCUAUGAAAUCUUUACCUGCCAAAAACAAUGAUACCGGCAACAAGAUGGCCCCUCAGCGAACCUCUCCGCUUUCUGCCAUCCCUUCUCCCUCAUUUGGCGACUUGGACCUAGACUCGUUUAUGAAUUCUUUCAAUACGAAAUCUACCAUCCAAACAUCAUUCGACAUAUACACCUAUGACGAAGCGGAAGAGGAUCAGAUUACAUUCCCAUCCUACGAUGACGAUUGGUUUGAUGCCGUAGUCAAGGACCUGGAGCUGUCGAAUCGUCAGAGGGCAGACUCAGGGACGGAUUCUUCGGGUUCGAGUUUCUCGACCGUCAGCUCACCAAGAUCCGAGUCUCCGGAGCUUGCCAGUAGCAUUUCUGCUACUUCAUCUAGAGCUGGGACUCCUGAGCCUGCAGAUGAUCUUUGGGUGCAGCACAAGCAUAAAGAUGACAAUGCUAUCCGUGACGAGCCCGCCCGAUGCACCGAUUACUUAUCUCACGAGUGGGCAGAGGCGGAUCUUUGGGCGUCUUGGAAACAUGUCAGAAGGAAUAGUGAAGCGUACGAAAACGGCUGGAGACUUGAGAAUGCUGCGUGGAGAUCAUGGGCGAAGUUGACAAAUAGUUUGAAGACUGUCUCUCCGACGAUAAUCAACUGGCGCAAAGAUGCUGAUAACACUUGGCUAUAUGGCCCUUUUCAGAGGGCCUCGGAAGACGCUGUGGGAUUAUUGAAUCCCUCACCUAAACCAAAUCAUACACCCUUGGUAGUGCGAAGACCAACCAACAACCCCUAUCUGAAGCCAAUCCUAAAAUCUCCCUCACAGGACGCUGUCCGACCACCAUUGAAGACCAACUUGAGGAAGCGGAGUACAUCUGAAGUCAUGCAAGAGCGAUCAUUAUACACGGUGUCGCUUUUUAAACAGGCUGCUGCUGGCGUGCAAGACAAAAUUGAGCGAAGGCGCAAAAAGGGGCGUCAAAUCGCGCCAGCCAAGACAACAGACUCUGCGAAGAAGCAGGUGAAAUUUGCUAUGGCUGCUGAAUACAUCCCAACCGCGAUCACAGCUGAGAAGAAAAAACCAAGUGCCAAGAAGAGCCAAUCGAUACCGAAGUUCCCACCACCACCAACGAAAGCCAAGAAGAGCUCUCGCCGCUCCAAAUCAACAUCUGAUCUCAAAGUAUCCAUACCAUUCCCGAAUCUGAAGAAGUCCAAGACUAGUCUAAAUCUGCGGGCGAGCACUUCGCAGGCGUCCCCAUCCGAAACAGAUAGUGAGAAAAACAUAAAGGAAGUCGGAUAUUGGGGAUCGAGUAUCCUGCCCAUAUCACCAAUACAAGAGGGAAAUGUGGGCACACUAUUAACCCCAACCUCACCAAACACGGUCAGAGAAAGCCCUUCGUGCAGAGCUCUCCUUUCUGCAACAUUAAGUCGUCCGGACAGCAUGAUCGUGACGAAGGAUCACAAGCCAAGUCCCCAAAGUCCGCAAAGUCCGCAAACCUCACCGAUCGGGCCGAUUUAUAAUUGGAAGGUAUCAUCAAUAUCGUCAGGGACCCUGCGAUACCAAGAGGACGAGUACGAUAUCAUGGCUCGAACAAUGUUUGGCCCACACAGUACCAGCCAUGCGGACAUGGCGAUGGCCAGGUCCUUAAUGGGCCCAUACUAG